This is a messenger RNA of Amoebophrya sp. A25, 2702 nucleotides long. The record is from the annotation of a GenBank genome assembly. NCBI's taxonomy places the organism in Eukaryota, Dinophyceae, Syndiniales, Amoebophryaceae.
CGCAUCCAGGGAGAAAGAGUAUGAAGGCGCAGUGCGGGCCUAUCUGGAAACCAGUUUUAUCCUAGUGACGCCUUAUGCUACGCCCGUGGUUGAGGACAGAGGAGUAUCUGCUGCCUCGAUGCCCAUGUCCACGGACUUGGUCAGCUUGCAAGUCGACCCCAACGCUGCUCCACUACCGCCAAACGCAGGUAGGAUGACUAAAGGGUGCCAUCUGCAGGUGAUGAUCAACCUCGCACCACGUAUUGGAUCCCUUCCUGAAUGGCUCAUCAACGCUUGUUUUCGCAAUCUCGCUUUCCAGAUUUUUGGCCAAGUCAGAGAAGCGGAAAAACUCUGUGAUGGGGACUUGUGUUACAAAGAUCGGCAACAGGAUCCACACAACAGCUUUUACAGCUUUAUCAAACGGCGCAUUCGCGAUUCGGUGCCGGGACAAACGUGUCCAGACGAAGCAGACUUACCAGUCCACAUCGAAGAAGAGUCUCUAGCAGUGCUACAAUCCGCCAGAAAUCUGCUACAGCGUGUGCAAGUCCAUGAUAUGAUGGCGAAAGCAAGGGAAGUCUUGCCAGAGGACUACAUUUUCAAGCAUCCUAAAGCGGCUGAUCCGAGGCUGUUGGAAGUGGACAAUACGUUGGAAGACGGAAGUAUCACUGGAGCAAAUCAUGGAGGGAUUUCGACAACUGCUGAGGGGGCAGAAGACUUGUCGCUUUUUGAUAGAAGAUACUGGGGAUUCACUGAUCCUGAGCCUAUAGAUGAUCAGAAGUAUAGGGAAACGAUAAUGUAUGCCUCGGAUCCGAUGAACAAUGGCCUGGUCGUGGCGAAGAAGGUAAUAUUUUAGCAACUAGUUCUUGUGUGUUAUAUUAGGCACAGCGUAAUAAAGUUAGACUAAGGUAGUUGUAUGUUGUACAUGUACUCAGCCCUUUUUCGUCUCAAUACUUUUCAUUUCGUUACUUUCUUGUUCUAGUGCGUAGUUCUACACGUCCACAAGCAUGGCAAUUUAAUCAUCUCACUGCAUCUCCAAACAACGGACAGGUAAAAGUUCCGCAGCAGCUUGGUGCCGGUGUAGCUACUCAAGAGGCUGGGAUUGGUCGAAUAGAAGAAAAGACCGAUGUAAAGACUGAAACGAAGGAAAAUGCCCCAAAGACGAGCACUAGUGUGUCACCGAGGAAACUGGGUCCCGAUGUGGAUGAUUUUUCUGAUGAGGAAGGAGAUGGAACCCCUAUUCGUACUAGGGCCGCUGGUGGUGGAAAUAAUACUCGUGGUGUUCACAGUACAAGUGGAGCUAACAACAUGCUGUCCAGUCAGGUCUUGAAGUCAGGUCCCCCAGGAAGCAACAUGAUUGACAGUGAAAAGGAAGCCCGAAGAGCAGCAUUGCAAGCUAGUGUGUUUGGCCAUGCCGCGACUGGAGAUUUGGUUUUCGAAGCAAGACCCUCCAUUAGCGGAACCACCGUAGCACGUGAGGAUCUAGACGCCAUGUCGGAGGUGAAUUACAGUGGACUGAAUUCAUCGGGGCCUCAACAUCAUCCUAGUCAGAUGAGAGAACAUGACAACUACACGCAGCAAGGUCCUCCUUCCUCCGAUCCUAGUUCUCUCGCCUUACCCAGACUCACUAGUGGACGCCUUCUGGAUCAUCAUUGGGCCAGAACCUACCUUAAAGCCGAACGCCGCGUCACCGUCCUAAAUGUGCAAGAAGGCAUGAAGGUCCGACCGGGCCUCCAUUGGCGAUACCAAGACGAGCACAUGAGCCAAGCCUUUGGGACGGUAGUGAAAUUCGACUUGAGAAAACGCUUUGUCCAAGUGAAGUGGGAAGAUGUCGGAUGGUUUUCGACAGAGACCAAGGUGCAUUCGCACUAUAGGAUGGGGCCUACCUUCUUUGAUUUGGCGGUCUGGAAAGAGGAAGAUCCGGAAAUGAAAGGGAAAGCACCCGGAAGUUGAGGAGGACUCACUUCUCCUGGUUGUAUCUGUGAAUAAACUACACCCUUUUUUGAUUUUUGCAAUUGAACUUAUUAAACUUACUUCUAGUACUCUUAGCCCAUACUUCUACUUUCCAAGUUGCCUCACGACUUUGACUGCCGAAUAACCAACCUUCUCCACACUUUUAGAGACUUUAACACACCAACAACAACAAAAGCAAAAUGCCAUCACGCUGCACACGUCUCUGUCCUGUAAUAUGGAUUCUUUUCAUCUCGUGCAAGAUAAGACUGUUGACUAUCUAAGGUUCAUAAGCUUAUACAACUUCGGAGACCUUUCUUCGCUGUAUUGAAAAAAAAAUCUUUAAACAGCCCACAAAAGCAAAGGGUUGAUUAGAGCUUCUACCUGACAAUGUCGAGUCAAAAAGAACAUGAUAAAUAAGUACAACAUAGUCAAGAUUCUCGUUACCUUCUUCAACGGGACUAUUUUUAAGCACGCUCUUUCUACUUCAUCGCAAAUACUACAAUGAAAUUCGUCCAUAUCAAUGACUAGUUUGAUGUCAUAGCUUGUUCAACUUCGUCCCAGACACUGAUCUGAGGUGAAGUCCCUCAGCCCGUUCCGUCCUCCCCUGUAUUAGUCUUUUUUUUGAAAUGGUUUGCCGUGUAUGUCGAUUUCACUUGUUUUUCGACAAGCACCCCCCAACAAGUACGUAGCAGAGGAUUGGAUAGUCAUAUCCAUCUAUUAGACUUUGACCUACUUGUGAUGAUGAAAGUGUAACUGCGUUAUCAAGCAACCCC